Messenger RNA from Mesitornis unicolor (brown roatelo), 2203 nucleotides. It is a transcript of the gene ITFG1, whose product is annotated as integrin alpha FG-GAP repeat containing 1. Lineage: Eukaryota; Metazoa; Chordata; Aves; Mesitornithiformes; Mesitornithidae. The record is from RefSeq and is a predicted model, not a curated record. The transcript has 19 exons. Gene Ontology annotation, cellular component: plasma membrane. Bases 1 to 1716 code for a protein of 571 amino acids.
AUGCUGCAGCGGACUUGGGAUAGCAGUGUCAGAUCCUGCUCUGUCAGAGACAGUGUUAAAAGAGUUGAUUUGAGUUGGCUUGUAAGGUUAAGAAAUGAGUUGAUUAUCUUUUUGGCUGACCAAAAGGAGCCCUACUUUAAGCCCCGUGUGAAGUUACCGAUGAAAUCUCUCAGUGUUACCAUAACUAGUGUAGUUCCUGGAGAUUAUGAUGGUGAUUCACAAAUGGAUGUCCUCUUGACCACCCAGACACAAAAUCGUGGCAGAGAUGGACUUUCAGUGUUCAUUUUCUGGGGACACAACCAAACAUUAGAUCUUAACCAUAAAACUAUGUUAAAUAAUACUUUUCAUGAUGAGCCUCUGGUUAUGGACUUUAAUGGAGACUUGAUCCCUGACAUCUUUGGUGUCACAAGCGAUUCAGUUAAACCACAGAUAUGGAUAGGCGGGAACUUAUCGUGGCACGCUGCUUUGGAAACUCAAAGUAAAAUGUAUAUACCACACUCUCAUGCGUUUAUAGAUUUAAAUAAUGACCUCACUGCUGAUUUGUUCCUUACUACAUCAAAUUCACAGAACAUUUGGUUUGAGACAUGGGUAAAUAAGGAUGGGAACUUCUCUCAAGCUGGAAGUAAGAAAGCGCCUAGUGGUGUGACAGUUGUUGGACAGUCCGUGUUUGCAGAUUUUGAUGGGGAUGGACAAAGUGAACAUUUAUUACCAGUCUGUGAAGAUGAAGCAUGUCAAAAAAGUGCCAUCUACUUAACUAAGCUAGGAUUGGAUCAGUGGGUUCCAGUCUUGCAAGACUUCAGGAAUAAAGACACACUCUGGGGCUUUGUACCAUAUCAAAAUGACAAAUCUUCAGCGGAAAUUUCAUUUCCAAUUACGCUUCAUAUUGGAGAUUACAAUAUGGAUGGCUACCCAGAUGCUCUUGCUAUACUAAAAAACACAUCUGGAAGCAAUCAACAGGCAUUUUUACUAGAAAACGUCCCAUGCAAUAAUGUAAGCUGCAAGAGUGUACGUCGUAUGUUUAAAGUUUUUUGGGAACUCUCGGAUCUAAAUCAAAUCAAGGAUGCAGUGGUAGCAACCUUCUUUGACAUAUACGAAGACGGUAUCCUGGAUAUCAUUGUGCUAAGCAAAGGCUACUCCAACAAGGACUUUACUAUCCAUACAUUAAAAAAUAACUUUGAAGCAGAUGCCUAUUUUGUUAAAGUUAUUGUUCUCAGUGGCCUCUGUUCUAAUGACUGUCCUCGGAAAAUAACACCUUUUGGUGUGAAUCAGCCUGGUCCUUACAUCAUGUACACGACUGUAGAUGCAAAUGGAUACCUGAAAAAUGGGUCAGCUGGGCAGCUUAGCCAGUCAGCACAUUUUGCUCUCCAGUUGCCGUACAAUGUGCUAGGCCUGGGACGUAGUGCUAAUUUCCUCGAUCAUUUGUAUGUUGGCAUUCCUCGUCCUUUAGGAGAAAAGUCCGUAAGAAGACAAGAGUGGACAGCUAUCAUACCGAACUCCCAGCUCAUAGUCAUCCCCUAUCCUCAUAAUGUUCCUCGAAGCUGGAGUGCCAAGCUGUAUCUGACCCCAAGUAACAUUGUGCUGCUAACAGCGAUAGCCUUAAUUGGUGUCUGCGUUUUCAUCCUGGCAAUAAUUGGCAUAUUACACUGGCAAGAAAAGAAAGCAGAUGACAGAGAGAAGCGACAGGAGGCUCAUCGGUUCCAUUUUGAUGCUAUGUGACACGCCUUAAUAUUUAUGAAGGAGCUGCUACUCAUUUGGUUAAUUGAAAUACGAAAUCCUGAUUUGUAAAACGAUUACUGUGAAAAUACUGCUGGUGUGCUAUUUGUAAAUGUUGCAUUAUUUGGUAUUUAUUUGGAAAGUCUUAAAAUUAGACCUGAAUGUCUCACAAGGCCUUUCAGUUAACAGACUGUAUAUAAUAUGAUAGCAUUUGGUCUUUAACAGAACUGUAAAUUUAUUUUUCUUAGUUAAAGGGAUCGUAUUGCACGUACCAUUGUGUAUGUACCACCGGUUCUUUAGUAAUAUUUGAUAGAAAGAAAGCUGUGUAAAUAAAAUUGAGCAUUUCAGUGAGCAGAAUACUUUGUACCAUGUGAAUUGGUCUUGUCAUUUAUACAUUCCGCGUGACCUGUGUUUCUGAAAAUUCAGCUUGAGCAAUUUCUUAGAUUACUUGAUGAUUAGUUAUUUUGAUUGUACUAAAUGGUGCUCAGCC